Messenger RNA from Nymphalis io (European peacock), 2385 nucleotides. Its product is annotated as multiple C2 and transmembrane domain-containing protein-like. The transcript is spliced from 14 exons. Gene Ontology annotation, cellular component: synaptic vesicle membrane. NCBI's taxonomy places the organism in Eukaryota, Metazoa, Arthropoda, Insecta, Lepidoptera, Nymphalidae. The coding region runs from base 34 to 2184 and encodes 716 amino acids. Gene Ontology annotation, biological process: regulation of neurotransmitter secretion. Gene Ontology annotation, molecular function: calcium ion binding. The record is from RefSeq and is a predicted model, not a curated record.
AGUCGCACACAUUGUAAUAAGAGUUAACGUAAAAUGGAAAAUGAACGAAAAACAGAGAGGCUCACGAAGAAGCACAUUGCCAAGCUACAUGAAAAAAUACAGUACAAAUAUGAAGAAAUGCAAAGGAAACUAGAAAAAUCUAAAUCUAUUGAUUUUUUAUCAAAUAUCAAUGAUGAUUUCAAAUUUCAAAAUCGAAAGCCAUUUGUUAGUGUUAAUGAUUUAACUAAUGUUGACCAAGUGCAAAGGGAUAACAGUGUGAGUGUAAAUCGAUCAAAUUUAUACGUAGAAACGAACGUCUUACAAGAUAAACAAAAAGAUGCCACUUUCGAAGACAUAUUAUACAAAGAAGCAAUCGUUACAGAAUCUGAUUCCAUGACAAACACAUGUGAUAAUUAUAGUGAAUAUGAAAACGACUUUGAAAAUGUAUUUUUCAGUAAAGAUUUCUUUAAAACGAGCCUUGAAUCGUUAAACGAAGUUUCAAAAGAAAGCGACGAAUCUUCAGAAUUAACACCACCCCCUAAGUCUAUCCGUGAUAGAAUAGAAUCAAGGCUCAAAAAGCGACAAAAUGACGAAAAAGAAAAAAAGUGUAAAAGUAGAAGAAAAGAAUCUCUUGAAAAAGUUGAUAAAUACAUUUUAUCCAACACAUCAAAACAUCGAAUGUUAAAAUUAAUUAAAAAAAAUAAAAUAGCGACAGUCACCAUUGCAUUGAUUGAAGUUACAGGCUUAGAAGAAGUAGUAGAUGAAAAGUCACGCGUCUUAUCAUUCAGAUUUAGGCUAGGUGCAGAAAAGCGUAAAUGCAAAUUAGUUAAAAGCUUCAAAACAAAAGUGAAAUUUCAAGAGCUAUUUAAUCUAAGUAUGUACGACGAUGAAAAUAUUUUAGAAAUAUCUUUAUGGGAUAGAGAUAGUUUUAUGGGCAGGUGUAUUUUAGAAUUAUCACAAAUAGAAAAAGAAAGAACUCAUAAAAUGUUAUUAAACUUAGAUGGCGAAUUUAGAAAUAUUCAAAUAUUUUUUCUUUUAACUAUAAGUGGGACUACCUUAGGUAACACAGUAUAUGAUGUUGACGAAAAUGAAAUAAAGAAUAAAGAAAAAAUAAUGAAAAAUAAAUAUGCUUGGUAUCGUUUUUAUGAUCAAUUCAAAAAUAUUGGUAUCCUGGCCAUAGUUAUAUAUGGAGCGAAAGGCUUAUCAGCGCAAGAUUGUUAUUGUGUUGUUCAUCUAAAUAAUGAAAGAAUACAAACGCAAACUGAUUAUAAAACAAACGACCCUAGUUGGAUGAAAAUAAUAUCAAUUAUGGUAACUGACAUCACUUCAAUUCUAGAAGUCUCAGUUUUCGAUGAGAAAAAAUCUGAAGAAGUUGGUAAAAUUUCAAUUCCAUUGCUUAAUAUAAGACCGGGAAAGAAAUGGUACGCACUCAAGGAUAGUACACUUAAAGAAAAAGCGAAAGGCAAUAAUGCAAGAAUUUUAUUAGAAAUGAAUGUCAUUUGGAAUAUCAUAAAAGCUGCAGCUCGUGUCAUAAAUCCAAAAGAGAUAAAUUAUUUAUUAACAGACGAAAAAUUGGAUAGGCAUGUUUUCGCAAGGAAUUUAUCGAGAGCUAAAGCUGUUUCUGCAUGGAUUGUAUAUGCUUUUAAUAUUAUAAAAACUUGUUUCGCAUGGGAAUCACGAAAAGCUAAUACAAUAGCAUUGUUAAUAUGGAUACCAUUUUGUUUAUACGCUAAAAUGUGGAUGCUACCUCUGCUGCUGUUAAUUCCAUUUAUUUGGUACAAGCCUGAGCAUGGAACGGAGAAGAAUCGGUUGCAAGUAUAUUCCAAGAAUGAGAAGGAUGAUAAGAACGUGUCCUUAAGACAAAAAAUAAACAGCCUCCAAGAAAUUCUUAUCUCAAUACAAAAUAUAAUAGGAAAAUUCGCAAGUACUGGAGAAAGUAUUAAAAAUUUGUUUAACUUUACGGUUCCAUUUGUUAGUUUCUUGGCAAUAUUCUUUAUUAUAGUAAUAACAUUUGUAAUGUAUUUGAUACCGUUUAACUACAUCUGCAUUAUAUGGGGAAUACAUAAAUUUACAAAAAAAAUUUUAAUACCAAAUAGGAUACCGCAUAAUGAAAUACUUGAUUUGCUGUCUAGAGUUCCUGAUGACGAGACUUUGAUGGAAUGUGAAGAAUUACCUUUAGGUGACGUUUCAGAAGAUGACUAUUAAGAGGGGGUAAAAAGUGAAAUAGCUUCUAUUUAUGGUGUGUGGGUAAAUCCAGUUCAAGGUUAAACAUAAAAUAUUGUAUAUAAAUUACAUUAUAAAAAGUUUGUGCUUGAUCAAAAUUAUCAAAGAAUAAAAUUUUCUCGAUAUAAAAAAAAACAUGAAAUGUCCUCAUAAAUGUUCACAAAAAUAAUGCUGUGGGUGAUC